Molecule: messenger RNA, 1499 nt
Organism: Cucumis melo (muskmelon)
Lineage: Eukaryota; Viridiplantae; Streptophyta; Magnoliopsida; Cucurbitales; Cucurbitaceae
Product: exosome complex component RRP4 homolog
Exons: 8
Coding region: 339-1325 (328 amino acids)
Biological process (GO): poly(A)-dependent snoRNA 3'-end processing; exonucleolytic trimming to generate mature 3'-end of 5.8S rRNA from tricistronic rRNA transcript (SSU-rRNA, 5.8S rRNA, LSU-rRNA); U4 snRNA 3'-end processing
Cellular component (GO): cytoplasmic exosome (RNase complex); nuclear exosome (RNase complex)
Molecular function (GO): RNA binding
Source: RefSeq, a predicted model, not a curated record
CUGGUCCAUAAUUCGAAAUAAGAAAAAGAAAAAUCGGGCUAGGUUUGUCUGUGCACUUUAGUUUCAACUUUCAACUUUCAACUUACAACAUCACCGAGCGUGGCAAUAAGGGAAGAAAUUUAAUCCUAGCCGCCACCCUAAAAUUCUGUUAAUUCGACGAUACCGUUGGGCCACCACGAAUGUCAGCCGCCAACCGCCACUUUCAUUGGCAGAUAUAACGCCAUUGACUCCGGGGAGUUACAACACGACAAAUUCAUCUUUCUUUUGUUUCUUUUUCUUUCAGACAUUCUAUUGUAGCUCGGUUUCAUUCUUUGGUUGAGUAGUUGGAGCCUGGAGAUAUGAGAGGUCUACAGAUUUUCUUGAAUCAUACCCAACAGACUCGCCUUAAGAAUGCCCAAAAAACGCUCGAGUCUCUCUCAUCAAAGGCUAAUUAUGAUGCUUCAGUUGCAGUUGGUGAUACUGUUCCUUUCAGUUACGAGGAUGGCGUUCUCAAGGGACAUGGGACCCUUGACUUGAAUGGAGAAGUAGUUACCACUAUUUGUGGAGUAGUUGAGCGAGUCAAUAAGCUUAUCUAUGUACGUUCCCUACGUGCCAGGUUAUAUAAACCAGAGAUUGGUGAUAUCGUGGUGGGACGUGUUACAGAGGUUGCUCCAAAACGUUGGAGAUUGGAUAUACAUUACAGCCAAGAUGCUGUUUUGAUGCUUUCUUCGAUGAACUUGCCUGAUGGUAUUCAGAGGAGGCGAACUGCAGUUGAUGAACUCAACAUGCGGAGUAUUUUUGAAGAAAAUGAUGUUAUUUGUGCAGAAGUACGUGGUUUUCAGCAUGAUGGACUACACCUUCAAGCAAGAAGCCAGAAGUAUGGGAAGCUUGAACGUGGUCAACUUCUAACAGUUUCACCAUAUCUAGUAAAGAGACGCAAACAACACUUCCAUCAUUUGGAGCAGUAUGGUAUUGACUUAAUACUCGGAUGCAAUGGGUUUAUCUGGAUCGGGAAGCAUGUUGAUUCUACACAGGACACGAUGAUAGAAGAUCAAGUUAAUAAAAUUGAACAAAAGGGUUCAAAAUUUGAAGGAAACUUUGGCAACCAAAUGCACGAAAGAGUACAUACUCCAUUAGAGACACGACAGAAUAUAUGCAGAACUGCAAAUGCUAUUCGAGUGUUGUCUAUCUUAGGUUUUAUAAUAACAGUAGAAGUCAUAAUGGAGACAGUUAGUCUAAGUAUUUCUCUGAACAUCAAUGUACAUGAAAUGCUCGGUUUGGAGUUCUUUGUCCUUGUGGCAGAAAAAGAGGUUGAACGACGAAGUUGCAGAAAGAAGAGAGGGUGAUUUGGUUUUCUGUCAAUAAUGUGUGUAAUUUGAACCACUCCUAAUGAAAAUUUUGCUACGAACCGUUUGAUUUGCAGAGGAAUUUAGUACUAGAAUAUUUUGUAGAAUUUUAGAUUACGACCACUUGGUCUGUGUACACAUCAGUGAAGAAUGCAACAUUUACUUAAUUAUUCU